AUGCGAGACCCCAGUGGCUGGGGCCCGGCUGCAGAGCCAGGUUGGCAUUUCCAGAUUGGGGCUCGGGCCGCACCCUCUCUAGGACCCUCCCCUUGUACCAAGCAGAUUGUCGCGGAUUAUGAAGUAUGGAUCAUUACUUCUGGGAUGUGGAUAUAUUCAGUGAACAAGGAGCAGCUUGCAAGAGCUGGAUUUUAUGCUUUAGGUGAAGGUGAUAAAGUAAAGUGCUUUCACUGUUGGGGGGUGGCGGUAACUGAUUGGAAGCCCAGGGAAGACCCCUGGGAACAACAUGCUAAAUGGCAUCCAGGGUGUAAAUAUCUGCUAGAACAGAAGACAUGAGAAUAUAUAAACAAUAUUCAUUUAUCCUAUUCACUUGAGGAGUGUCUGGUAAGAACUGUUGAAAAAACACCAUCGCUAACUAGAAAAAUUGAUACCAUCUUCCAUAAUCCUAUGGUAUGAGAAGCUAUAUGAAUGGGGUUCAGUUUCAAGGACAUUAAGAAAAUAAUGGAGGAAAAAAUUCAGACAUCUGGGAGCAACUAUAAAUCACUUGAGUUUCUGGUUGCAGAUCCAGUGAAGGCUCAGAAAGAUAGUACACAAGACGAAUGAAGUCAGACUUCAUUGCAGAAAGAGAUUAGUACUGAAGAGCAGCUAAGGCGCCUGCAAGAGGAGAAGCUUUGCAAAAUCUGUAUGGAUAGAAAUAUUCCUGUCGUUUUUAUUCCUUGUGGACAUCCAGUCACUCGUAAACAAUGUGCUGAAGCGGUUGACAAAUGUCCCAUGUGGUACGCCGUCAUUACGUUCAAGCAAAAAAAUUUUAUGUCUUAA
Messenger RNA from Mandrillus leucophaeus (drill), 819 nucleotides. RefSeq names its product baculoviral IAP repeat containing 8 (gene BIRC8). The record is from RefSeq and is a predicted model, not a curated record. Gene Ontology annotation, biological process: regulation of cell cycle; positive regulation of protein ubiquitination; negative regulation of apoptotic process. The transcript is spliced from 2 exons. NCBI's taxonomy places the organism in Eukaryota, Metazoa, Chordata, Mammalia, Primates, Cercopithecidae. Gene Ontology annotation, cellular component: nucleus; cytoplasm. Gene Ontology annotation, molecular function: cysteine-type endopeptidase inhibitor activity involved in apoptotic process; ubiquitin protein ligase activity.